This is a messenger RNA of Dibothriocephalus latus, 201 nucleotides long. Lineage: Eukaryota; Metazoa; Platyhelminthes; Cestoda; Diphyllobothriidea; Diphyllobothriidae. The record is from the annotation of a GenBank genome assembly.
AUGAGCAAAUCGCAAGGUCCCGAAGCCGGCACCAUUUGGCUGACGGAUACCCCGGAUGUUAUCCGCCGUAAAGUUGGCCGUGCUCAGACAGACUCACUUCGCGGUGUCUCGUACGAUCCUGUGGCCCGACCGGGUAUUGCUAACCUCAUCCAACUUUACUCUGCCCUCAAGGUUUGUCAUUACUGUUUCCUGUCUCUGUAG